Striga asiatica is the source of this 456-nucleotide messenger RNA. NCBI's taxonomy places the organism in Eukaryota, Viridiplantae, Streptophyta, Magnoliopsida, Lamiales, Orobanchaceae. The record is from the annotation of a GenBank genome assembly.
AUGGUAGUUGUUCCCCACCUAAAAUUCCUGUCCAGCCUCGCCAGUGACCUGUCAGGCUGCAGCAGUCUCUCUGUCACCAUCUUCCUGCUCGGCUCCGACACUUUCCUUAUCGUCUCCGACCACAAGCGAUUCAGUAGUCGUUUACGGAUUUUACAAUUUAGACCUGAGAUUUGUCACAACGGCAUUGUGGCUCUCCGCCAGCGGCGAGAGCUCUUCUCGUCUAUGGACGAAUCCAUUCUUGUAGUCGAAGCAGAUGACGUCGAGGAAAUCCCUAUCGCCGGGACACCGUCCAUCACAGCCGGAAUGUACAUCUUAACCAUUGUUUCCGGCGCGUUGGUCAUCCCUAAGCAAGUGCCGCAGGCGCGCCGUACACGCGCCUUCAAUUCCGUCAAGCAUUGGGUUCAGUCCGGGGAACUGGUUGAAGGGAUUUCGGCCAAGGAGGAAAAAACCGAUUGA